This is a messenger RNA of Brassica napus (rape), 1790 nucleotides long. Its product is annotated as probable apyrase 5. NCBI's taxonomy places the organism in Eukaryota, Viridiplantae, Streptophyta, Magnoliopsida, Brassicales, Brassicaceae. The transcript has 9 exons. Gene Ontology annotation, cellular component: membrane. Gene Ontology annotation, molecular function: nucleoside diphosphate phosphatase activity. The record is from RefSeq and is a predicted model, not a curated record. The coding region runs from base 161 to 1615 and encodes 484 amino acids. Gene Ontology annotation, biological process: nucleoside diphosphate catabolic process.
AGGUGUUCAUAAAUAUGCCCUCAAUGAUUUCUUCUUCACUACAAAAUACAGGAGACUGAGAGUACGUAGUGUAGCCGACGAGCUCCAUCGCCGGCGGUCUUCGAACUGCCGUUUCAAACUCCGAUUUGCACCAUUAAAAAAGAGUCAGGUUUGAAAAAAAAUGAAGUCGGAGAUGGAUCCUCUCAUGGUUCAGAUUUCACCAGACCACCACCAAUCAUUACCAUCGGCAUACACUUUCACUAAGCCCAAGUCGAAACCCUCCAUACCAUUUCUCCUGUUAAUCCUCACUUCACUCGUUUCCGUGGCUUUCACGUUAGGGUUAAUAUUUCUUCUUUAUCCAAUCCUGUUCUCCGGAUGGAACUGGACAAUAAGCUCGUACCGGUAUAGCGUCGUUAUCGAUGCCGGGAGUUCAGGGAGCAGAGUUCACUUGUUCCGGUACUGGUUCCAGUCAGGGAAACCGGUUUACGACUUCAGUGGAGACAACUACGCUAACUUGAAGCUGAAUCCUGGUUUGUCUUCGUAUGCUGAUCAUCCGGAAGAAGCUAGCGUGUCAGUCACGAAACUUGUGGAGUUCGCCAAGGGGAGAGUUCCGAAGGCAAGUUUGAAGAGGAGUGACAUUAGGUUAAUGGCUACUGCUGGAAUGAGAUUGCUUGAAGAAGAUGUUCAGGAACAGAUCUUAGAUGUUGUCAGAAGAGUUCUUAGAUCUUCAGGGUUUAAGUUUCGUGACGAAUGGGCCUCGGUUAUCUCUGGAUCUGAUGAAGGUAUAUAUGCUUGGGUAACAGCAAACUAUGCACUUGGUUCGCUUGGAGGUGAUCCUUUGAAAACAACAGGGAUUGUUGAGCUUGGUGGGGCUUCUGCACAGGUGACAUUUGUGUCAAGUGAGAAUGUGCCUCCUGAGUUCUUGCGUACGUUAUCUUAUGGAAAUGUUUCGUACAAGAUCUAUAGUCACAGCUUCCUCCACCUUGGACAGAAUGAAGCACAUGAAAAGUUAUGGGCAUCACUCCAUAACUCAGCUGCAAAUUCUCCAGAAGACGUAGUAGUUACUGACCCUUGUACUCCUAAAGGUUACAACCUCGACAAAAAUUCACACAUGGAUUCAUUCGAGGAAGGCAGAUUAACAGGUUCACUUCAAGCUGCUGGUAAUUUCACCAAAUGCCGAUCCGCAACAUAUGCAAUGUUGCAGGAAGGAAACGAGAAAUGUCCUUAUGAGCAUUGUUCAAUUGGAUCAACAUUCACACCUGAUCUACAAGGACAUUUUUUGGCGACAUCAAAUUUCUACUACACGUCCAAGUUCUUUGAGUUGGAUGAAAAGGAUUGGCUAGCUGAAAUGAUUCCAGCUGGAAAGAGGUACUGUAAAGAAAAAUGGUCGGAACUGAAAGCAGAACACCCAACAACAAAAGAAGAGUAUUUGCUUGGGUACUGCUUCUCAUCAGCAUAUAUUAUCUCAAUGCUUCACGAUAGUCUUGGUUUUGCUCUUGAUGAUGGAAGAAUUGAGUUUGCGAGUAAAGCAGGAGAGAAAGACAUACCACUAGAAUGGGCAUUAGGAGCUUUUAUCUUGAAAACUUCCUCAGCCACUUUUGACUACGCUGGUUUAUCAAGAAAAAUGCUUGGCUGAAAUAGCGUAGCAAAAUAAAAUAAAAUAAAUAUGAUAUUGAUAUGCUAUAAAAUAUCAUGUUUCUAAUCAAGCACGUUAAUUGUGUUAUGUAUUUUACGUUAAAGUUGUGUUUGGAACUGUUGUCGUCGUUUUCUCUUAAUGGAAUAAAAUUAGCUACUAUGUUUAUUAAAAAAAA